Xiphias gladius (swordfish) is the source of this 5419-nucleotide messenger RNA. RefSeq names its product P2Y receptor family member 10 (gene p2ry10). Gene Ontology annotation, cellular component: membrane. The transcript has 4 exons. Gene Ontology annotation, biological process: phospholipase C-activating G protein-coupled receptor signaling pathway; positive regulation of Rho protein signal transduction. The record is from RefSeq and is a predicted model, not a curated record. Gene Ontology annotation, molecular function: G protein-coupled receptor activity. The coding region runs from base 3546 to 4799 and encodes 417 amino acids. NCBI's taxonomy places the organism in Eukaryota, Metazoa, Chordata, Actinopteri, Istiophoriformes, Xiphiidae.
UUAUUUCACAGGGACACAUGAACAAACUAUGCUCUGCCACUCUCUGGUGUGCCUGAGCCCUCUAACAGUGUCAGUGCUACUAUAAGGACCAGCAGCAGGGUCGUCUUUAUGUUUCUAUAUGCACACUAUAGCCUCCUGCUGGAGAAGUGAAUGGUCAUCUUUUUGGAACAUUAUACAAAAUGUUAGUACAAGUAAUUUAUCCAUUCUUCCCUAGAGCCAUGCAGAGUUUGAGAUUCAUGGCCUCAGUAGAUGGACUCAAGGAUUUUGGGUCAAGGGUAGCAGAGAGGAAGAUAAACAUACUGGAGUAGAUAGAAAUAGAGCAGGAAAUAAGAAGAGUGGGAGAGUAGAAGUAUGCAAAAGCUCGCCUUUAACUCUUGAGCCCUUUGUGUCAACAAUGUGGCGGAAAUCUUGCAAUGGAUGACACUUAACAGCUCACCCUUCAAAUGUCUCCUUCAUCGAAGCAAUCUGCUCUUCUGAUGGCAGAAGAAAACAGCUGCAUGCAGUAGCUUUGAGUAUUGGCUUGCUCUGACCUCUAGUGGCCGUGAGUAGGAACAAAGACAAAUUUGAGUGAAAACAACAAACUAAACGCUUCUGACCUUUCACUGUCAUGUUUCUUUAUGUUCAGCCCGUCUUAACUUUAUACUGAACUGUGUUGCAAUGAAACCAAACAGCACAGGAAGCAGAGAAGUCUCACACAGGCCACGCAGGUGCCUGGCACAGCCUGGGAACCUGUAAGCAAGUCAGUGUUUUUGGUUGUGGAUUUAUGUGUACCAAGUGUUGUGGAACCAACAGGAUGGAUAAAACCGCUGCUGUUUUGUUUGUGUGCUUUUUUUUUCUAGACGCCACACAGUCGAAACAAAAAGUGUGAAUAACCUCUCCUCAAUAUCACAACUCCUCAACCACAGAAAAAAUGAAAAAUCCAGCUCUUUGAAAAAUUCAGCAGACUAAAGCACAGAAGACAAGUUUAACAUCUACAUGCAAAUCUACCGUAUAAAACUAAUUCUUUGAUGAACAACAGCAUCAAAAAAGGAAGUGUAACAUCUGGUAGGGGAAGCAGGUGGAUGCUUUCAUUUUUGUCACAUCUCCAAACAUAGCAGUACACAAAUUGAGACAAAAGUUACACUACUGUACAGUAUAGUAGUUAGAUGUAUACAUACAAACUGCAUAAAAAGCAGUGGGUGCCCUCAGAAUCUGCUGUGUCCACUGACCAGAUCACCUGCUUUAGAAAUAUCCAAAAUUUCAGAACUAAGAGAAAGUAAUAUCUGCCUCCCUGUCUGUCUGUCUUCUGUUAGAUUAAUAUCUUAACCUGUAAGCGCUGCCAUUUUGUUUUCUUAACCACAAACUCACCCUCCCUGUGCGCACGAUAAUAUUUUUUACGUUUGGCGGUGUUGCUUGGGGCACUGUGACGCAACAGAAAAACACUCACGUGAGGGCAGAGCUUCCCAUUCCCCUCUUUAUAUACCCAAGACACCGAGAGUCAGUUGAGCUGGAGAACAGCCCACAACAGACACCACCACUUGAUACAGCUACACAUUCAACCAGAAAACCACAUCACUGGCAGGUUAAUGCUGACUUGCGCACAUGCACACACUGACGGGUUUUUCUUCUGCGUGCAAAAAGCGCCAGGAAGGUUGACUGUUGACCCUGUUUGCCACUUUACACCUCGAAUAGGAGAGACUGUUUGUGCAUCAGUCUGCUGUUUACGGAGGAGUGUGAAGCAUGUAGUUGCUGGCGGCCGCUGCGGGGUCCGACCUCUCCACUGCAGGCUGAUCAUUUAGAGAGAAGAACACAAGAGGAAGGGUGUGGUGUCCUGAUGGCAGAAAGACGGCUGAUGCUUCAGUGAUGAGUAGAAUAAUAGUGUUCUUGUCUUCUACUUAUUUCCCAUUGCAAACUUUGGCCAGUCAGGGACAUCUCUGAUUUAUCAUACUUUCUAUCAGUAUUUUCAUGACCAUGAAUUUGGCAUUCAGCAAAUAUCCUGCACGUAUAAAAUGGUCCAAACAUUGUGUUACCUAAAGAAACUAAAAUCUAGACAGAUGAUACAUACAAGAAAUGACAAAAUGAGUCCGUGGCACAUAUGUAACAUUUAUAUUUUACAAGGAUUUAAGUUGAGGAUUUGAAUACUCCUUCCAUCACUAGUGGACACAGGUUGUGAGCAAUUCCACGAAAAAGAUGUUUCAUUUUGAUUUACUCGAGGAACUUAGGAUACUAAGUAUCUAGUAUUACACAAAAAAACAAAAGCAAAUGUAACAGAAAAAUCUGAAAAAUAUACAUAGUUUGUGAAACAGAAGUGUCAGUGACCUCUCAAAUUUUUCUAGAGACCUCUUGAAGGGUCCCAACCAUUAAUAAAGCCCUUAGUUACUGAAAAGAUACACUUAUUUGGAGUUUUUUACUAGAAAGUGGUACGCAAAUAUUACAUGAAAUAUACUCUGGGGCAUGGAUGAUAUUAAGUAAAAGCCCUGCGCUGAAAAUAUUACUCAAGUUAAAGUGUAUAACUAUUAAUGGCAAAAUGUAGUGAAACUAUCAAAAGUAAAAGCACUCAUAAUGCAGAGAAAAACGUCACCUGUGAGAGUUGUAUUACUAUAUAAUAUACUGAUUUUUAUUACUGAUGCAUUAACAUGUAAGGAGCUCUUUAAUUUUGUAGUUGGUUGAGGGGAGCCAAAUAAAUCUAUACCAGUGUGUCAUACUUUAAAGCUAAUCAUAUGUUUUGCAUGUAAAAUAGAGAGUUUUUUUAAAGUAACUAGUAAUUAUAGCGGUCAAAUAACUGUAAUGGAGUAAAAAGCAGAAUAUUUAACACUGAAAUGUUGAGGGGUAUAAGUAAAAGUGGCAUGUAGAAGAAGUAAAAGUACACCAGAUGUGUACUUUUAGUACAGGACGUAAGUAAAUGUACGUAGUUACACUCUAGGCUCAUAAGUCAGAAAGGCGGAGAGUCUCUGUCCUGCAGCAUGAAUUCCUGUUUCGUAUUAUUAGUUUGUUCUUUAGUUCAUUAUAAAGACUAGUUUCGUAUUGAGAAGAUUGUUGUUGAGUUCCUCACUUCAUAAAAACCAUCUGAUGUGGAGAUAUAAAUGUUUAAAAGUCAUUAAUAAAAGGGUUUUACAACAAUCCCUGGAGUCUGCACUGGUGUAAAUACAUAAUACAUUAAAUGGAUUUUGGUCUAGAUGAUCUUUAACACGUUUCCUAAUGAAUUAUAGAGCUGGCUUAAAUGUGAAAGAAGUGACAUAUUGGAGGGGCAUGGGGUUUGUCUCAACCUGGCAACCCAGAAGUUAUUAUGAGUAAUGACUUAUAGCUGGUUUAUUAAGCAUUAGAAAAAGGUUUAAUAAUUUAAUAAUUUUAAAGCCCUUAGUUAAAAUGUAUAAAACAUUUAUUAAAGGAACCUUAUUAGAAAGUGAUACCAAUAAGGGAUCUGGGUACGACAUAUACUAUAAUGUUUUUCCAUUACAUGUCAACUACCCUUUUUCCAUUGCAGUGUUAUGGGAGUGAAAAGGUGAGGGAUUGACAACAGGAAAAGUUGCUUGAAUUAUGCCUCCAGUGCCUGUGUGAGCGAGGGAAUGACUCUGAAUACGUCUGCGUCGUGGGAGGAGUCCCUGGUCAACUCCUCCUCACGCUGUGACCACAAUACGACUGGCUGGGAACAGCGGAUGGAGAAAAUGUACACCUACUUCUACCUGCUGCUCUUCAUACCUGGCCUGCUGCUCAAUACCACUGCUCUCUGGGUCCUCUGCAGACAUAUUAGUAAGAAGACCAAGGCAGUGAUCUUCAUGAUAAACCUGGCAUUAGCUGACCUGGCCCACAUCCUUUCUCUGCCCCUCAGGAUCUAUUAUUAUUUCACACACACCUGGCCUUUCGGACGAGGCGUCUGCUUGUUCUGCUUCUACCUCAAAUACCUCAACAUGUACGCUGCCAUAGUGUUCCUGGUGUGUAUCAGUGUGCAGAGGUGUGUCUUCCUGCUCGACCCGUUCUUUGCUCGUCGGUGGAGGCGGCGCUAUGACCUGCUGAUCAGUGUUAUAGUGUGGGUGGUGGUCGGUCUGGGCUGCUCGCCAUUCAUUAUGAUGCGGAGUAGUGGUAGCGUCACCAGUGCCAGCGUCAGUGCGCAGACGAUGUAUAACAUGUCCUAUUCUCUGGAUGCCAUUUCUACCCAGCAUCCCUUAGGUUACACCAAGCUUUAUGCACCACCUUUGAGUACAAGCCCCAGCAGCUCCAGUCCCAGCGCCACCAAAGUGGGCUGUUUUAAAGACUUGCCCAUGCGGCGUCUGCCUCUCUCUUUGGCGGUUACCAUGAUGGCUCUAGCUGAGCUGUUUGGUUUCUUCAUUCCUUUGGCCUGCAUCAGUUACAGCUCCAUCCGCAUUGUCCAGUCCCUCAACCACUCCUCAUCACGCAGCCGACUCCAGUCGCACACUUCUAGCUGUCAGACGGAUAAAUAUCACGAGAAGCAGACAAACGGUGAGAAGCAGCGUGCCCUGCGGAUGGUGCUGAGCUGCUCGGCCCUCUUCUUGUUCUGCUUUGCCCCUUACCACCUCAACUUCUUGUUCUAUCUGAUGGUGUCGCAGGACAUGGUGACCCACUGUGCUACCCGGCUGGUCGUGCAUCAGUUCCACCCGGUGUCUCUGUGCAUAGCGAGCCUGAGCUGCUGCCUCAACCCUCUGCUCUAUUAUUUUCUAACAGCUGAGUUCAGGUUGCACCUCACCAGGCGCAGCUCUUCCUUCUCCUCCUCGCUACUCUCCUCCCCGAUCAGCUCCCCGACGCAGCAUUCGGCACCUCACAGACUGAUGAGUAUGGAGAGUAACUGCUCAGACAGGGAGUAGCAUUAUUCAAAGGCAAAUGUGUUUUUCCCUCAAGGAAUGAAAGCGCUAAACAUGGCAAACUCAUAGGUCUCCAUGUUGUAUUCUGUUUAACUUGAAAACAGACUGACAAGAUCCACGUUGGACAACAAGAGGAUUUCACGCUAAAGAGCUUAGACCUCAAUCUGAAGAGACUCCCAGAGGACAUUGCCUUAGAACAAAGAUUUUAAAUGAACUUAAACAAUGUAAAUCCAUGUUUCAUAACGAGUGUGCACACAAUGUUUUCAUGAAUAUCUUCAUAGUUGCCUAAUGCAGGAAGUUUUGUUCAUCUUACAUCACACAGCUAUAUCUCCUGCUCUAAAACCCCCGUCUCAGUAAAAAUGCAUCCACUUUAAAUAAGCUAUAUCAUAACCGUCAAAGCUGUAUGUGAAUGCAUGCAAAUGUAUUUUAAAUAAAAGCAAGUCUGUGCUUUCAGUCUUGGUCUUCUCGUGCUGUGAUGUUUGUUUCUAUUGUGUAUCUGAGAUCGGUUCAUGAUGAGGUUUCCUCUGGGUAGUAGCAAAUGAAAACAGGUGCCAGCUCAUUUUUGCUCUACUUCCUUUUGCAAUGCAAAGUGGUGAAGACAGUUGGCAGCAGUUGGCGCAGCU